AUGGCUACUACCCUGGGUUCUGCAACCCAGGCCUCCUUGAGUCCUAGCUCAGUGUUUCAAGAGUAUGAUAAAGACACUGAAUUCUUCCGUCAGCGCUUCAGACAGUACCGGUCCAACGAAGCAGCCAGGCCUCGUGAUGUUUUCAACAAACUCCUGGAGCUUUGCUCUGAAUGGCUGAAGCCAAAGAUGCGUUCUAAGGAACAAAUGGUGAAGCUUCUAACUUUGGAACAAUACCUAACAAUUAUGCCCCAGGAGCUAGAGACCUGGGUGACAGAACAAUGCCCUGAGAGCACAGAAAGAAUUCUGUCACUCCUAGAAGAAAUACAGAUGAAACCUGAGACAACAGAGACAAAGCCCCAAAUUUCUGCACAGUCCUUUCAUGUCUCUUCUGCUGGAGAAAACAUAUGGAUUGAUAGUCAGGAAAAGCUCUUGGAAGAUCCAGCAGUAGUCGGAAUAGCAGACAUGAUACCAAAUACCCACCUGGAGGUACCCCCAUUCCAAGCAAUGGGAACUGUCCCCGAGGCCCCACUGGCAGAUGUGUGGAUCCCACAGGAGCCAUGCUACGGUGCUGCUGGGGAAGACCAGCCCUUUCUGGAACCUCUUGAAUACCUGUUGCCAAAGCCUGCACUCGAAGAGCCUUGGGGGCAAGAACUACGGGAUUGCAAGGAACUAGAUGAACUGGAAUUUUUUGACUUCAACCUAGACAGAAAUGCACUUCUUAAUCCCAAUUUUCCAGAAGACUUCGAAGAGCUAAACUACCUAAUGGGAAAUCCCGCAGAGCAGCUACUCAGAGACCACACAUGGCCUCUCUAUGACCAGAAUCCUUCUGCAGGAGAGAGCGCUGAGGGGUCCAACCAGGAAGAACCUCUCAACCCCAGAGGCUAUGCACAAAGCAGUGCCCCAAAGAAACUACACCAAUGUAUUCAGUGUGGGAAAGAUUUUCUUUCCAAAAAGGUUUUUAAGGGGCACCUGAAAAUUCAUUCAGGAAACCUCCCUCAUGGGUGCCCUGAGUGUGGGAAAAGAUUCCUUCGUAGGUCAAACCUGCAAAGGCAUCUUCGAGUUCACACAAGAGAGGCACCCUAUAAAUGCAGCGUGUGUGAGAAGCGAUUCACUCAGUUGUCACACCUCACAGAACACCAGAAAACCUCUUCUAGUCAAGGAGUAUCCACUUGCCCUGAGUGUAAGUUGCAAUUUUGUAAUAGAAAACAAUUUAUACAACACCUAAAAAUCCACACAAAUGGAAAACCCCAUAAAUGCCAGAGUUGUGGAAAAACAUUUAGACGCCAAAGAGACCUUAAUUUGCACUAUGCGUCACACACUGCAGAGAGACCAUUUACUUGUGAGUAUUGUGGGAAAAGCUAUAGGCAGAGAUCCAGCCUUGUUUUUCAUUCAAGAAACCAUUCCAGGGAGAAGCCAUAG
Molecule: messenger RNA, 1419 nt
Organism: Eptesicus fuscus (big brown bat)
Lineage: Eukaryota; Metazoa; Chordata; Mammalia; Chiroptera; Vespertilionidae
Product: zinc finger protein 449-like
Source: RefSeq, a predicted model, not a curated record